This is a messenger RNA of Coccinella septempunctata (seven-spotted ladybird), 2602 nucleotides long. RefSeq names its product 85/88 kDa calcium-independent phospholipase A2 (gene iPLA2-VIA). Gene Ontology annotation, biological process: lipid metabolic process; positive regulation of ceramide biosynthetic process. Gene Ontology annotation, cellular component: mitochondrion. Bases 89 to 2461 code for a protein of 790 amino acids. Gene Ontology annotation, molecular function: protein binding. Lineage: Eukaryota; Metazoa; Arthropoda; Insecta; Coleoptera; Coccinellidae. The transcript has 7 exons. The record is from RefSeq and is a predicted model, not a curated record.
CUUAUUUCUAUGGCUCUCAUUAACCUGAACGUGUAUUUAUAAAUUUUUUCAUAUAUUUAUUAUUUGUAAAUAUUAUCCCAUAUUAAAUAUGAAUAUAUGGCCAGUUCUCAAAAACUUAUGGUCUGAAGAUCCACCCCAUAAAGUCGUUGAGACAAAAUAUGAUGCAUAUACCUCUAGAGGAGUUUUACAUAGAGGCGAAGGACUUAUACUUUAUUUACCAAAUUCUAAUUCUUCAAAAAGAGAUACACCUAUCUUUGAGAUAGUAUUGCAUAAAACAGCUAAUAGCCACUUACCUAGACAAGCCUUUAGUUUGUAUCGAGCAAAAACCAGAGAUGAUGCCGAACUAAAAUUCCUUAUUUUGAAGGAUAAAUUACCUGAAUUUAUCGAUAUUUCUGUGGAAAUGUGCACUACUGCAGGACUUCAAAAGAUUUGUGAUACCUUAUAUGAACAUCCUCAAUGGUCAUUAGCACAUUUAGCGGCUCAUUUUGCGCUAUAUGAUUGUCUGAAUAACCCAAAGAUAAGUAAUUUUUUGAACAGUGCUGAUGAAGUUAGUGGGGUGUCCCCUCUGCAGGUAGCGAUCGCUAGCAAAAAUCUUAGAACAGUGCAAUUGUUAGUUGGUGCUAAUUGUUCUCUUGAACAUCUUGACAGAAAGAAGAAUUCUAUUUAUCACUAUGCAGCAAACAGUACGAAGGAGAUAGUGGCUGUUCUAGCCCAAGACCCACCUUUGAAAUGCCUUAAUUCAAGGAACAACGAGGGUUUAACACCAUUACACAAAGCAUGCUCUGCCGACAAUACCGACUGCGUUUUAGCACUGUUGAAAGCAGGUGCAGAUGUUAAUAGAACGGCAGCUUUAUAUGAAGGAGAAGAAAACUUGGAACCCAGUUACGUGCAUGAUUAUGUUGAAACAGCUUCAAACGAUUUAUAUAGAGGGGAUAUGAAAUCGGGUGGUACACCAUUGCACUGGGCAUGUUCCAAAACUGUGGUUGAAACACUGAUAGAUAGGAAUUGCUACAUCAAUAUGGGAAACUUUCAAAAGCGUACUGCAUUGCACAUAAUGGUCCUCAGAAGGAGAUUAGAUUGUGCUGUUGCUUUACUUAGUAGGGGUGCCGAUCCUAAUUUAGGGGAUAACGAAGGCAACAGACCUCUUCACUUUGCUGCACAAGUUGGAUGCAUUCCAAUUAUACAGUGUCUAGUAAUAUUCGGUGCGGAUUUAGAUAUUCUCAAUAACGCUGGUGAAUCAGCAAGACACUUGAUAAGUCCAAAACUGCUCUAUUAUUUAUCAGCAAUUGGCGCAAAGCGGUGUUCUGAAGACAUGACUAAUUGCAAAGAUGGUUGUAAGUACGAUGGUACUUAUGAAGGUAUUCCUCCACCACCAGUACCAAUGCCAACAAAUCGUGACACUUUGAAUGAAAUUCUGAUGGAGCAUACAUUGAAAACAUUGAGUGAGAAAUAUGAGGAUGCGAAACUACCACAAAAAGGAAGGUUACUAUGUCUAGAUGGUGGAGGUAUAAGAGGUUUAAUUUUAGUGCAAUGUCUACUAGAACUAGAGGACGUCCUUCAAAAACCCAUUGUGCAUUUGUUCGAUUGGAUAGCCGGUACAAGUACAGGAGGUAUCCUAGCUUUAGCAAUUGCUAGUGGAAGAACAAUGAAAGAAUGUCUUUGUCUGUAUUUUCGCCUCAAAGAACAGACGUUUGUGGGAAUGAGACCGUACCCAAGUGAUAUUUUAGAAAAUAUUUUGAAGGAAACGUUCGGUAGUGACACUGUUAUGACUAACAUAGAUCAUCCGAAAAUCAUUGUAACUGGGACACUCGCUGACAGAAAACCUGCCGAAUUACAUUUGUUUAGAAAUUACGAGAGUCCAAGUUCCAUCUUGAAAAUUGAGCCUGAUUCAUCUUAUGAGCCACCUGCUCAACCCGGGGAGCAAUUAAUUUGGGAAGCAGCUAGGGCUACAGGCGCAGCUCCGACAUAUUACAGGGCUUUUGGGAAAUAUCUCGAUGGGGGUUUGAUAGCCAACAACCCAACCCUUGAUGCAUUGACAGAAAUUGAAGAGCAUUGUCUUGCCUUGAAAGCAAUGAACAGGGAAAGCGAAGCAGCACCUGUAUCACUAGUCGUAAGCAUCGGUACUGGUCACAUUCCUGUAAUUGAAGUAAGAAACAUGGAUAUGUACAGACCUGAUAGUUUUGUCGAUAAUGCCAGAUUGGUGUUUGGUAUAUCAGCGCUUGGAACUCUUCUCGUGGAUCAGGCUACCAGCAGUGAUGGGAGAGUGGUUGAUCGAGCACGAUCAUGGUGUGCUUCAAUUGGGGUUCCCUAUUUUAGAUUCAGUCCCCAUAUGUCUGAAGAAUUCCCACUAAAUGAAAAAGAUGAUGAAAAACUAUGCAAAAUGUUGUGGGAAACUAAAGUAUACAUGAGAAAGAAAAGCGACACGUUGAAAAAAUUAGCUGAUCUCUUGAAUAACCAAUAAUGAUCAUUAAUAUGUUGACUUGAUGUUCUUAGCUGAAAUUAUCUAGAUGAAAUGUUUAAUUGAAUUGUAAUCUAAGAAUAUUCUCUAAAUAUCCAAUACAUGACCAGAAUAUGUCAUCACAGGUUUCAAUUUUUUUUUAUC